AUGCCAUCCGCCGUUAAACUUUAUCGAAGAAUAAUUAUUUGUGUAGUCAACUUUUCUGUAGUUGGGGAUAGUUAUUUAACGUCGUUGCCUUGUGAAUAUUUACCAUUGUAGUUGGCGUAGCUACAUUACAUAGCUUAUAAUGUACUGAACUGUUCAGCAAAAUAAUUACCCCAAGAGAAAGACGGCGUGGGUAUGAUCUGCAGGGCCAGUGAGAGGCUGUGGCGGCCCCCCCAGUAGCUCUCACCACGGCGGGGGACAUCAAGACCUCCGUCUGCAGGGUGGUCAUCUACCUUCAGAGGGACAUGUCCGGGGACAGCUGCCAGCUCCCCCUGCACCGGCUAUGCCUCCAGACCCAGGCCAUCUCCACUGACUCCCAAGCCAUCAGACCUCCCUAUGAAGCCUCCCAGAUGGUGUGUCCCAAGUCCAAGACGUGCAGCUACAGAGCAGCGUUGGGCCUGGGUAACAAGUAUGUGCGUCUAAACGUAGGGGGGACCCUAUUCUACACCACGCUGCAGGUGCUCACUAGGCAGGACUCCAUGCUGAAGGCCAUGUUCAGUGGCAGGAAGGAGGUCUUCAUUGACAGAGAAGGCUGGAUCCUGAUAGAUCGUUGUGGGAAGCACUUUGGCUCCAUCCUGACGUACCUGCGGGAGGAAGCGGUCACCUUGCCCCCUGCCAGGCAGGGGGUUCUGGAGCUGCUGGCUGAGGCCAAGUAUUACCUGAUCCAGGGUCUGGUGGAGCUGUGCCAGGGAGGCCUGCAGGACCAGAAAGAGCUGUCUCUGUGUGUAAUCCCUGUGAUCACCUCUGCCAAGGAGGAGGUGAGACUGAUCCAGGCCUGCACCAAGCCUGUAGUAAAGCUGCUGUACAACCGAAGCAACAACAAGUACUCCUAUACAAGUAAUUCAGACGACAACCUGUUGAGGAACAUUGAGCUGUUUGACAAGCUGUCUCUGAGCUACAAUGGCCGUGUUCUCUUCAUCAAGGACGUGAUCGGUGACGAGAUUUGCUGCUGGUCGUUCUACGGACAGGGACGCAAACUGGCAGAGGUCUGCUGCACCUCCAUAGUCUACGCCACGGAGAAAAAACAGACCAAGGUAGAGUUCCCGGAGGCCAAGAUCUACGAGGAGACCCUGAACGCUCUGCUCUAUGAGACACUUCCUGUCCCUGACGACACCUUAUUGGAGGCCACACGCCGUCGCCACGCUCACUGCGGUUCCCACAGUGAGGAGGAGGAAGGCCCCACCCACUCGGGGGCGGACCUUAGGGAGCGCGUGCGCCGUAUCCACGUCAAGAGGUACAGCACCUACGACGACCGGCCGCUGGGACACUAAGGAUGCAUCUCAAAUGGCGCACUAUGAAGUGUACUACCAAGUGUACUACUAAUCCUUCAACUCCUUGUCUCCUGGUCAGUCACAUCUCAAAGAGAGCCUCCUCAAAAAAAUGGGUCAGAUGAUUCAUCAUACUUAUCAGCAACACCAAUUGCUUCUACUGCAGUCCUUGGUGAGAGUUAGUGUUGGCUCCCAAAUGGUGCCCUAUUUCCCCAUCCUAUGCCCAUAUGGCACUGGUCAAAAGUAGUGCAUUAUGUAGGGAAAAGGGUGCAAGAGAAAGGAAACUGGUUCCCCGCUGGCUCUUCACUCAUUCACAAACACCCACCGCUGAGGCACUGUUGUCAGUGGUCUCACAAAUAUGGCCUUGGGCACAAAAUGGCUGCCAUGCUGCAUCACCCUGGUGCCUGACAGACUUUUUGUCGAUGGACAACUGAUGAUUUUAAAAAUGUUGAUGCUUAUGCUAUUUCUCCUUUUUUCAAUUUAUAUAGAACUCUCUUCUUCACAAUCAAUCAAAAUGACGAUCUUCAUGUUUAUACCUCGGUCUAGAAUGGAACCGAUAAGAUAUAUUUUCCCACGUGAGCUUUUAUUCAGAUAAUUUAAUAUUUUAUUCAGAUAAUUUAGGCUUUUUAUUCAGAUAAUUUAGGCUGCAUUCUAUUUUCUGUAUUGUGCACUACUUUUGACCAGGGUCCAAAUGUAGUGCACUACAGAGUACAGAAGUGUGGGUAAACACAGGCGACUAUAUUGAUAAGUCACCUUGUCCGAGAGAGAGUUGCAUCAUCAAAACGUCACGCCAGGGUAAGUCAACGUGAAACACAGCCCUUAUUUUAAGUGUUUCUAAAAUCUAGGAGGGAAAAUAAAUGGUGGAAGUACGAUUGGAACCAUUUCCCUGUUUGACCGCUAGGUUUUAUGGGUAUUGUGGGGAUCUAUAUAGGGAAUAGGGUGCCAUUUGAGACAGUCCUAUACUGUCAUCACUUCAGCAGCCAAUCACAUAUCAGAUAGGUCUACAGACUACUAAUAGGUAGCCAUUAGACACAGGUUCAUUUAUUAUACAGCUAUAGACCAUUUCUUUUGGCGUUGUGUGACAAGUUAUAGAUUCAAAAUCAGCUAUCAUAGCCCUAUUGCCUUCUGUGAAUAGAUGGAAGACGGUGAAUGUUUUUUUUUUUUUUGAGUAUAUUUAUAGUUUUGAGAUUUUCUCAUUUCACAUUUUGACAUAUAAUCAUGCCAAAGACUUUCAAUGAAAUUAACACGAGGGACACAUUCAGCGACGUCUAUGAAUCGUUCAUCCUCGUUACCAGAUACUUCGGCCCAAUGCUUUGUGCAGUAGCCCCCGUGGGGGGACGAGGUUAAUGAAUGGCAGAUCGUGCUUAUUAACAAUUUUAAUCAAGUAUUCACUCAAGACAUUUCCUCUUAACACUUAAGAGCCUCUUGUGUUUUUAAUGCAGUUGAAUCUUUAUUCCUUUUUGUUUUUCACUUGGUUUUCCGUAAUAAAAACGUUUCAAAUAAUAA
Salvelinus namaycush (lake trout) is the source of this 2831-nucleotide messenger RNA. Its product is annotated as BTB/POZ domain-containing adapter for CUL3-mediated RhoA degradation protein 2-like. Gene Ontology annotation, biological process: protein homooligomerization; proteasome-mediated ubiquitin-dependent protein catabolic process; protein ubiquitination. The record is from RefSeq and is a predicted model, not a curated record. The transcript has 7 exons. Gene Ontology annotation, molecular function: ubiquitin-protein transferase activity; protein binding. The coding region runs from base 303 to 1328 and encodes 341 amino acids. Lineage: Eukaryota; Metazoa; Chordata; Actinopteri; Salmoniformes; Salmonidae. Gene Ontology annotation, cellular component: Cul3-RING ubiquitin ligase complex.